Messenger RNA from Aureobasidium namibiae CBS 147.97, 1272 nucleotides. RefSeq lists its product as uncharacterized. Gene Ontology annotation, molecular function: DNA-(apurinic or apyrimidinic site) endonuclease activity; zinc ion binding; damaged DNA binding. Bases 1 to 1272 code for a protein of 423 amino acids. The record is from RefSeq and is a predicted model, not a curated record. The transcript has 2 exons. Lineage: Eukaryota; Fungi; Ascomycota; Dothideomycetes; Dothideales; Saccotheciaceae. Gene Ontology annotation, biological process: base-excision repair. Gene Ontology annotation, cellular component: nucleus.
AUGCCAGAGAUCGGAGAAGUAGCACGCGUAGUGCACUUCCUACGCAAACACUGCGCGAACAAAGUAAUCUCCACCAUCCAAGUCCAGGAAGACAACAUUGUAUACGGCAAAGUCGGGACUUCGGCAACCGCCUUCCAAAAAGCAUUCACCGGCAAAAAAAUCCUAGAUGCAAAACAACAGGGCAAGUAUUUCUGGCUCGAGAUGGAAGGAAAGCAACACCCAGUCAUGCAUUUGGGAAUGACUGGUUGGGUGAGGUUCAGAAACGAUACUACGACGCAUUAUUAUGGCAGCAAGAACGAUAAGAAUGAACCUCAGGAGUGGCCGCCGAGAUUCUGGAAGUUUAUCUUGCAGCUGGAUAAUGAUAGCAAUCAAGAAGUUGCCUUUGUGGAUGCCAGAAGGCUGGCUCGUAUCAGAGUUGUCGAGGCAGAGGCAAAGGAUCUGCGCAACACCACACCACUAAAGGAAAAUGGACCCGAUCCGGUCAUCGACAAGGACAUCUUAACGGAAGCUUGGCUGGAAGAAAAGCUGAAGAGCAAAAAAGUGCCCGUCAAAGCAUUGAUGCUCGAUCAAGCCAACAUCUCGGGUAUAGGAAACUGGGUUGCUGAUGAGAUUCUGUAUCAGGCGAGAAUUCACCCUGAGCAAUACAGCUAUACCUUCUCCUCUGCUCAAAUCUCAGCAUUGCACAAGGCGAUGAUGGAGGUAUGUGGUACUGCAGUCGAGGUGUUGUCGGACAGCAGUCGAUUCCCCGAGACUUGGUUGAUGAGAUAUCGCUGGGAUAAGGGCAAGAAGGACAAGAAUGUCUUGCCUAACGGAGAUAAAAUUGUGCAUCUGAAGGUUGGAGGUAGGACUUCGGCGAUUGUACCGAGAGUGCAGAAGAAGACUGGCAAAGUGGCUGAAGAUGUGGAGUCUGCCGAUGAGGUAUCAGAGGGUGCAGCAGACUCACAGGAAGAGCCCACACCGAAGAAGACCAAGGCACAGCCAAAGACGACAAAGUCAAAGAAAACAGAGACCACCACCAAAGACGAGGUUGCGAAGGAAGACUCCAAGCCUAAACGCACUCGAACAACAAAGCGAAGGGCAGAGUCCGAUGAAGAAGAUGGUGGCAGUGCCGUCAAGGAAGAAGAGGCGGAGGACACCAAACCGGGCAAGAAGAGACAGACCAAGAAGAGUCAAGCCGAUACGAAGAAGGCAGCCAAGUCCAAGGUCGAGGAUGCUCCUGCUGAAGAAGGAUCAAGAAGAAGAUCAGGUCGGUUAUCAGGAAAGGGCGUCUAG